Molecule: messenger RNA, 443 nt
Organism: Falco peregrinus (peregrine falcon)
Lineage: Eukaryota; Metazoa; Chordata; Aves; Falconiformes; Falconidae
Gene: POLR2K
Product: RNA polymerase II, I and III subunit K
Exons: 4
Coding region: 127-303 (58 amino acids)
Biological process (GO): DNA-templated transcription
Cellular component (GO): RNA polymerase II, core complex; RNA polymerase I complex; RNA polymerase III complex
Molecular function (GO): DNA binding; zinc ion binding; DNA-directed RNA polymerase activity
Source: RefSeq, a predicted model, not a curated record
GGGCGGCACCGGGCACCGCGGGGCGGGCCGCGCAAUCGGCGUCGGCGGCACCGGCCCCGCCUCCGGCGGCGCCCGCGUUGUCGUCAUCAACCAGCGCCCGGGCCCCCGGAGUUGCUUACGCAGGACAUGGAUUCACAGAAGGAUGUGCAGCCUCCAAAGCAGCAGCCAAUGAUUUACAUUUGUGGAGAAUGUCAUACAGAAAAUGAGAUAAAAGCAAGAGAUCCUAUCAGAUGCAGAGAAUGUGGCUACAGAAUAAUGUACAAGAAGAGGACAAAAAGAUUGGUGGUUUUUGAUGCCCGAUGAUGUCUGCUGAAGACACAGUGACUUCAUGAUGCAGUUUAAUCUUGCUGAUAACUUUGCUCUGUAAAUCCAUUUCUGUACAAAUGCAUACUCUUAUUUGUGUUUUAAGAUAUUGACAUAUUAAAGUUUACUGUGAUACUAAA